GUCCUCCACAGCCCUCCUCCUUCCCACGAAGUUUGACGUCCUCCACAGUCCUUCUUCUCCAGGAGGUUUGGCGUCCUCUACAGCCCUCCCCUCCUCCGGAUUUGGCGUCCUCCACAGCCCUCCCCCUCCCCACGUAGUUUGGCGUCCGCUACAGCCCUCCUCCUCCUCCCCCUCCCCGCGCCAUUUGACGUCGUCCACAGCCCUCCUCCUUCCUACGAAGUUUGACGUCCUUCUUCUCCAGGAGGUGAUGAGGUUGUCCCACGGGGGGGCUCCCGGCGUUCAUCCCCGUUCUCUCCCUGCUGCGGCCUCGUGCUUCCCAGGCGCUCAGUACAGCGCCGCGCACCCGGUAAGCGCUCAGCACGUGCGACGGAACGACCUCUCCAGACGCGGGCCUCACCCGUCCUUCGCCCCCGCAGCCGGACGUCGCCCGGCGGGCGGACCGUACUGAGCGCCCACCGUCCGCGCACACGCAGCGGAUGGCCGGGGAGUGUGAGAGCCGCCCCCGGGGCCCCGUGGACUUCAUCGAGGAGGCGUCGGCGCUGGGGUACGGCGACUUCUUCGGGGGCUACGUCCUCCCCAACGUCCCCUGCCUCCUGUCGGCCGCCUUCACGGCCGGCUGGGGCGGCCGGGCCCGCUGGGUCGCGCCCGCCGGCGGCCCGGACUUCGCCUACCUGCGGCGGCGAUUCGGGGAGGCCGUGGUCCCCGUGGUUCGCUGCGACGCCUGGGAGCGCGACGCCAACCCCAAGGAGGCCAUGCCGCUGCGGGACUACCUGGACUACUGGAUGGACCACAUCCGGAGCGGGUACGCCUCCCCCCGGGGCUGCCUCUACCUCAAGGACUGGCACAUGGCGAGGAGCUUCCCCGAGCACGACGCUUACACCACCCCCGUCUACUUCUCGUCCGACUGGCUGAACGAGUACUUGGACGCCUGCGGGGCCGACGACUAUCGCUUCGUCUACAUGGGACCCCGGGGGUCCUGGACGCCCUUCCACGCGGACGUGUUCCACUCGUACAGCUGGUCCGCCAACGUCUGCGGGAGGAAGCGGUGGCUGCUGUUUCCGCCGGGGCAGGAGGACUUCCUGCGCGAUCGCCACGGCAACCUGCCCUCCGACGUACUGGACGCCCCCGGCGCCCCGCCCCCCGGCCCCCGCGGUGCCCGGCCCCGGCCCCUGGAGGUGAUCCAGGAGGCCGGCGAGAUCCUCUUCGUCCCCAGCGGCUGGCACCACCAGGACGACACCAUCUCCAUCAACCACAACUGGGUCAACGGGGGCAACGUGGGGGCCAUGUGGCGUUUCCUCCAGGCCCAGCUGGGGGCCGUCCAGCGCGAGGUGGCCCAGUGGCGGGAUGUGAUGGACGACUGGCCGGGGCACUGCCAGCUGAUGCUGAAGGCCUGCGCGGGCAUCGACUACCCCGACUUCUACCGCUUCCUGCGGGCCGUGGCAGAGUCCCGGCUGGCCCCCGGCCCGCGCCACGCGGCCUUCGACCGGGGCCGCCUGGUCGCCGUGCUGGCCUCGCUGCUGGCCGACGAGGACUUCCUGGAGGCGGAGGCGCGGCUGGGCGGGCUCCCGCCGGGCCCCCGGGAGCUGCUGGCCCGGCUGACCGCCGCCGGCCCCGGGUGCGAGGACCGAGACCACGAUGCCGACAAGCCUGCCCGGCCGCUUGGCGCGGCGCUCUGCUCACGGUGAGGUCACUGAGGCCCAGAGAAGUGACUCGCCCAAAGGCAC
Molecule: messenger RNA, 1724 nt
Organism: Tachyglossus aculeatus (Australian echidna)
Lineage: Eukaryota; Metazoa; Chordata; Mammalia; Monotremata; Tachyglossidae
Gene: JMJD4
Product: jumonji domain containing 4
Exons: 8
Coding region: 477-1685 (402 amino acids)
Biological process (GO): protein hydroxylation; positive regulation of translational termination; negative regulation of gene expression
Cellular component (GO): nucleus; cytoplasm
Molecular function (GO): histone H4R3 demethylase activity; sequence-specific DNA binding
Source: RefSeq, a predicted model, not a curated record